Molecule: messenger RNA, 189 nt
Organism: Penicillium samsonianum
Lineage: Eukaryota; Fungi; Ascomycota; Eurotiomycetes; Eurotiales; Aspergillaceae
Exons: 3
Coding region: 1-189 (62 amino acids)
Source: RefSeq, a predicted model, not a curated record
AUGAUCGCGCUUGGGAUCUUCAUUCUGAGCGUCCUACUGGUUGCGAUUCCAGUGACACCUGUCCCACUACCCGCCCACGGCGUGAGACGAAACCACGACCUGUCUAGUGACCCAACUAUUUCUGUCGAUUCAAGCGCGAAACACGGUCGACUCCACCGACAUCGCCGGAUGCGUGUUACACGUAGGUAG